Molecule: messenger RNA, 2229 nt
Organism: Postia placenta MAD-698-R-SB12
Lineage: Eukaryota; Fungi; Basidiomycota; Agaricomycetes; Polyporales; Adustoporiaceae
Exons: 7
Coding region: 1-2229 (742 amino acids)
Source: RefSeq, a predicted model, not a curated record
AUGCUUUCAUUCUUCGCCAUCAACUAUAUCGCGCACGCUGCGACCGCACCCCCAGUUAUUGGAACACUGGAUCCCGCUAUUUACGUACCCAAGCUCAAGUAUUGGCUCUCUAUUCCACAGCUAUUUGCGAUCAUCUAUCCUUACCGGGGUCUACUCCGAUCCCUGUGCAUUAUCACCGGCAUGAGCAGUCUCUCUCCUCUCAAACUCGAUGAUACAACCAUAGCAUUAUUAUCUGGUGUCGUCCUUCUGGUUGCACGAGAUCCAUCAGAUUGGGAACCGUCGAGUCAACCGGAGCUCAUUCGCGUACGUCUCCCUGAGGAACUCGAACUCAGCCGCAUUACUGACAGCGACGCGAUGAACUCGCACGUCUAUAUUGAGGUUGAAGAUGCGCCCUUUCCGACAACAAGGGUUGAUCCCAAAAAGCACAAUAUAGUCGGGGAAAUCGAGUUGCCACAAGGGUAUCGUCUCCGCGCUGUACAGGCAGAUGUUUCCUGGUUCUACUUUGCCUGUCAAAACACAGCUAUCCAAUCAGUCCUUGACCUCUUGAUGCGUUUACCAAUUGGUGAUUUACCACGUUCGCUAGUCAGCAAUAUACAGAGGAGGUAUCGCAAAAUAACUGAGGACCUCCCUGCAAGCCAACAUCGCGACGACGGUCCGUCUCGCGAUCACACCCCUUCCCCCGCUCUAUAUCUCAAGCCGCUUCCGGUUCUGGAACGAGUCAGAGACUUUCUGCGCUCUAGCGUGGAUGAUACCAGCAAGAUCAAUCUGGCACGCGCCCGCUCUGUGCUACCGAUGGUGAUCUCAAUUGCACAGCUGAUUUCAGCCACCAUCGCACUUUACGAAACUCGAGGAGACCAGAUCACUCGAUUCGGUUACGCUGCCUACGGACUUUCAGUAAUCCCCUACGCCAUUAUGACCGUCGUCAACCUUGUAUGCAACGCCUGCGUAGGACAAUGGCCAUGCCGGUUCGUUUUGAAUACUGGGGUUUGCGCGGAAGCGGCCCGCCGACCCGAUGCCAAGAUCGAUGGAGUGGUUGGCGUAACGAAGAAGCUGGAAGACUCGGGCUUCCAGUCUCCAGACGAUGCUGGCACGCCAGACGAGAAAGGCGGAUACACGUUGGCAUUCCUAUCCAAGGAGUGUAUCCAUAUUGAUCGUGGUGACUCCUCCAAGCGCGAGCUGCUCGUUGUCCAGGUCGGCGACACCACCAGAAGAUUUCAGUUGCUCAAGACACUCCCUGAAGAGACCAGCCAAAAUGCCUCGUCCGUUGGGAAGAAUGCGCACUACACCUUUUCAAUCUCAUCAAUCAACAAUCAUCCAUACCAGCAUCCUGCGGAGUCAUCAAUCGAGGACGGACUUGGUCGCCUCUUCAAGAAAAUUGUUGGCUUCUGUGUCCCCAUGUCAUUCGCGAUCAUCCUAAUUCCACUACCUUACCUCAUCACCUACGCCCUCACCGGUUUCAAAGCGCAUGGUAGUACUGCUGCUCAGAGGGGAUGGAUGAUGACCUGGUUGGUUGUCGGUCAGUGUCUCGCAUUUGUACCGCCAUAUCAAAACUCGCCAGCUCUCUCGAAGCUUCGUCAAGCGGACGCCAAUCUUGGAUGGUUUAGAAUCCCGUCAGAAACAAUGGUUGGGCUGGUCAUCUUGCCCGAACUGCUACUGACACAUAGUUGCGUCAGCGGGACACUGGAGAUACGCAACCAUGUUAUGUCGUCUCGUCAUCUAAGUGGGCAUAGAACACAUAGUACACUUCAAGGAUACUUCUCACUGAUGCCGUUUCUCACGACUGUAUUGUUCACCCUCUCCGCCGGAUGCUUGAUCCUCUUGGCAUCGCCGGCGGUCUCGAUUCCCCUCCCGCUCCCGAUUUCCAAAGAAUGUAAGCGAGAUCUGAAUAUCAUAUGGGGACUCGUGCAAUUCUACGUAACAAACUACGUCGCCUAUGCUGCAAGUACCCCUACGACUAUGACCGGCAGACACAUACCCGUAGGCUUCGGAAGAUUCAAGGCCUACAUCCAGCCAAUAUGGAUAACCGUGCUGCUCGUCCCAUUUGCCGGCCUCGUGCGAUCGGUCCUAUUGCUUGUUGGCAGUAUCACCAUAGAUGAUGUAUCCCUCGCGUUACGUGUACGCGCUUUGGUCGUGGUGACCCGCGUCAAAGGAUGGAAACCCGCUGAGAAUAGGGAAGAGCUUGUUCCCGUACAGCUACCUUCUGGGUUCGCCGAUGUCGACAGAAGGUAA